AUGCCGAGAUCAUCGAUGCCUGCGCAACAAUGCCGAGGUCAUCGAUGCCUGCACGAGUCCGCUUCUAGUAAAGACCAAGAGACCGAGAGACCUAAUAUACUCUUAACAACGAGCCGCUUCCACAACGAGCCCGCUGAAGACAAGAGACAGAGAGACCAAUACACUCUUAGUAACGAGCCUGCUUCCAGUAAAGACCGAGAGACCGAGAGACCUAAUACACUCUUAGUAACGAGCCCGCUUCCAGUAGAGACCAAGAGACCGAAAGACCUCUUAGCAACGAGCCUGCUUCAAGUAAAGACCGAGAGACCUAAUACACCUCACCCGCCCGCUGAAGACAAGAGACAGAGUGACCAAUACACUCUUAGUAACGAGCCUGCUUCCAGAAAGGACCAAGAGACCGAGAGACCUACGAACCCGCUUCCAGUAAAGACCAAGAGACCGAAAGACCUCUUAGUAACGAGCCCGCUUCCAGUAAAGACCGAGAGACCUAAUACACCUCACCCG
This is a messenger RNA of Acaulospora morrowiae, 504 nucleotides long. The record is from the annotation of a GenBank genome assembly. NCBI's taxonomy places the organism in Eukaryota, Fungi, Glomeromycota, Glomeromycetes, Diversisporales, Acaulosporaceae.